AGCGCCUCCUAGAGUAACAAUGGUUUUUAGCAACAGUUAUCAGCUGACAACGUUUGCUAUGCUGUUUAUCGCAACGCUAUCCCGCUGUGGUUGGACAUGGCGGCGCUGAUUAGAGGACUGAGAGCUGGAAGGGCCUUGCGGGGUCUCGGCGGCGUUGCAGUUCAAGGCACACUUAGUCCCCAGUGCAGCAAUGUAAGACGUGGAUUCCAUCGUGCCGCCCUGUUACGACUGGCCAGUGACUCUAAAACUGACACGUCUGUGCCACCUCCAUCUUACCAUGAGGUUCACACAGCUGGAGAAAGCUCGUCCUCUUCAGCACAGGGAGAAUCUUCAGAAGAUGCCCAGCCAAACACCAGUUUUCAAGAUCAGAGUGGUGAACACGGUGAAGACUAUGAGACAGAAGAGCAGCUCCAAGCUCGCAUCCUGACCGUGGCUCUAGAGUUCGUUCCGCAGCACGGCUGGACUGUGGAGGCCAUCGCAGCUGGAGCAGAGACUCUUGGCCUGUCAUCAGCUUCCACUGGGAUGUUCAACAAUGGAGCCGGAGACUUGGUCCUGCAUUUCAUUGCGCAGUGUAACGCUCAACUUGCUGAGACACUCGCAGAGCAAAAUAACCAGGUCCAGCUUGGCCAGGCAGAAUCAAAGAAAACAGCCGAGUUUCUGAAAGAUGCUGUGGAGACGAGACUGCGGAUGUUGAUUCCUUAUAUUGACACAUGGCCCCAGGCCAUGAGCAUCCUGCUACUGCCCCACAACAUCCCCGACAGCCUGAAGCACCUGUCCACGAUGGUGGAUGACAUUUGGUACUACGCAGGAGAUCGCUCGACAGACGUCAACUGGUACACACGGCGGGCGGCACUGACAGGGAUCUAUAACACCACAGAGCUGGUGAUGGUGCAGGACUCCUCUCCUGACUUUGAAGAGACAUGGGCCUUCCUCGACAAUCGCAUAAAGGAUGUAGUUAACAUGGCAAACACGGCUAAACAGGUGCAAGCCACAGGAGAAGCUGUGGUUCAAGGACUUAUGGGAGCCGCAAUUACGCUGAAGAACCUAACAGGGAUGAACCAGAGACGAUGAGUUUCAUCUGAUGCUCCUUGCCUUCGUUUUGUCCUGUCUUUUACUCAUUGACUCCUCGGCUAUGCUGCACAAAUGUCUGAUACUUCACUCACCCGCUCUAAACCAACUAAACAAUUUGAAAUCAUUUCAGUGAAAGUGUUUGUGUUAUGAUACAGGGUGGAUUAUCACACCCUUAGCACUUUUAAAUGGGUCGGCUGUGCCAUAACAAAUUCCUCUGUCUUUAUCUUAACCUGAGCCCAAUGAGGAGGCCGUUUUCUUUUCAGGCAUUUCUCUGCGUUUGUAAAAAGAAAAAAAGAGGAAUAUAAAUGUAAAUUGUAUUUGAGAGUCCUAUGUAUGUUCAUGCUGUUUGUGUCAAACUCACUGGCGAGUCACUCAUUAAAAGAAAUAAAGGGUAACCUAUUUACUGAA
Messenger RNA from Onychostoma macrolepis, 1479 nucleotides. RefSeq names its product coenzyme Q9 homolog (S. cerevisiae) (gene coq9). Bases 97 to 1071 code for a protein of 324 amino acids. Gene Ontology annotation, molecular function: lipid binding. The transcript is spliced from 9 exons. Gene Ontology annotation, biological process: ubiquinone biosynthetic process. Gene Ontology annotation, cellular component: mitochondrial inner membrane. Lineage: Eukaryota; Metazoa; Chordata; Actinopteri; Cypriniformes; Cyprinidae. The record is from RefSeq and is a predicted model, not a curated record.